CGGGGAGCGCCGGCUCCCCGCGGGCGGCCGCCCUUGGGCGGGGGCGGCGUGGCGAGCCGGGCCCGGCGCCGCUCCGCGCCCGGCGGCGGCGGCGGCUCCUCAGUGCGCAGGCACGGCGCGGGAGCGAGCGGCGCUCCGGGCCGUACAUAAUACGUGGUGUCUGGGGCCGGCGCGGCGCAGAGCGGAGAUGGGGCCGGGCCGGGACAGCCGCAGCUAGCGCCGCCAGCGCGGGGCUCGCCGGCCGAGGGCAGCGCCGGGAGGGACAGGUAGGAAGGAUGAGCUCCUAUGCUGACAUCUGCGGGUCCAAGCACACGCAGGGCAGCACCGAGGGAGGGUACCAACGCUACGGAGUUCGGUCCUACCUGCAUCAGUUUUAUGAGGACUGUACAGCUUCAAUUUGGGAGUAUGAGGAUGAUUUUCAGAUCCAGAGAUCGCCGAGCAGGUGGAGCUCUGUAUUCUGGAAGGUCGGACUCAUCUCUGGGACGGCUUUUAUGCUGAUAGGUGUAGCUGUUCUUGUAGUGGGUUUCCUUGUGCCACCGAAAAUCGAAGCCCUUGGGAAGGAUGAUUUUGUUGUUGUGGAUGCCCGUGCUGUUCAGUUCAAUGGGUCCCUCGAUAUAUGCAAGCUGGCAGGAGCAAUCUUGUUUUGUGUUGGAGGGUCCACUGUGGCAGCGUGUCUGCUGAUGUCUGCUUUUGCUAAAAGUUACUCCAAAGAAGAGAAGUACCUCCAGCAAAGAUUUAAAGAGAGAAUAGCUGAUAUAAAAGCCCAUGCAAACCCAGUCACAAAAGCGCCAGCACCAGGAGAAUCAAAGAUACCUGUCACUUUGUCCAGAGUUCAAAAUGUCCAGCCUUUAUCUGAAACCUGACCCUUCACUUAGGUUUUGUUUCUCUUGUAGAUCACUUUAAGUGGAAAAUAUCAACCCUUGUUGGCAUCUGUGCUAGUCAAGUAAAACAUUGAGUGCUCUGCUAUAUUAACAUGCAGCUAAUGGGGGAGCUGCUCUGGUAAAAAUUUAGGAUUGGGGAAAAGAAAAUUAUGUGAUUAGACCUGUGACUAGUAUAUUCAGUACAUUUGAACCUUUUAAUAUGUGUGGGUACAGUAAGUUCUUGCAACAAUUAUUAGGUGUUUAGCUUAUCAGAUUGCAUCCCUGGGAAACCUAAGGUGCACUUAUUAAAGCUAUACCAGGAGCACUCUACAUCCCACUAUUUAAAGUUUAGAUCAAUUUGCUAUUUUUUCAAUUUCAUUAAUUCAUUUAAUUUUUAUGGGUUUUUGCCUUUAAAAUACUGUUCAGUCUUACAUUCCCCACCUGGUUCUGCUGUCUGGGAAGCCAAAAUUCUGCCCUUGUAAUUUGCACUUGUCCUCCUGUCACAUGCUACAGUCUGUAUCAAAGUAAUACUGCACAGGUGAAACAUACAUGUCAGGCAGAGCCCUUAAUUUGAUCCUGUCACUUCCCAGCAAUGUAACUUCCUGGGAAAGGCAAGUUAUACUUGAUCCCGAGUUACAACUAACCUGUGCUAAAGUGCCACUUCUGUCUUAGUCAUUGCCGUGUUAGCAAAAUCUACAAACAAAAUUAAAAUAAGGAAUUCCUGUGGGAGGAGGAACAUCAUACUUGUGUGUCUUUGCUUUGAUAUUGUU
Passer domesticus (house sparrow) is the source of this 1630-nucleotide messenger RNA. RefSeq names its product neurensin 1 (gene NRSN1). Lineage: Eukaryota; Metazoa; Chordata; Aves; Passeriformes; Passeridae. The record is from RefSeq and is a predicted model, not a curated record. Gene Ontology annotation, biological process: nervous system development. Gene Ontology annotation, cellular component: transport vesicle; neuronal cell body; neuron projection. The coding region runs from base 276 to 863 and encodes 195 amino acids. The transcript is spliced from 3 exons.